CCGGUUAUCGGCGGCGGGGCUGGCGGGGACUGAUAGCGGCGCCCGCCCCACGGUCACGCUCCGCUCGGAUGCGCCGCGGCAGCCCCGGGAGCCCACGCGUGACUCGGGGCCGCCUCUCCCCCAGGGCAUCCCCCCGCGGCCGCAGGGAUGCGGUGCCCCCCGGUUUAGAGGGACCGGCCGAGCCCCAGCCCAGGGGGAUGCGGAGCCGCAGAGGCAGCGGAGCCUGGCACUGACCCGAGGCGGCCGCGGCUGAAUGGAACGGCUGCACAAGCCGCCUCUGACCUCCCCGGGGAGCGUCGGUUCCUCGCGGGGUUCCAGCCUGCCCGGCUCCCCGUGCAGCAUCGUGGCCAAAAUGGACAACGAGGUGCUGGGCUACAAGGACCUGGCCGCCAUCCCCAAGGACAAAGCCAUCCUGGACAUCGAGCGCCCCGACCUGAUGAUCUACGAGCCCCACUUCACCUACUCGCUGAUGGAGCACGUGGAGCUGCCCCGGAGCCGGGAGCGCUCCCUGUCUCCCAAAUCCAUGUCUCCUCCUCCGUCUCCGGAGGUGAUCCGGGAGUGGCUGGACAGUCGGCCCCCCAGCAGCACCCCGGGGCCCCCCUCGCGCCAGAGCGCGGCCCCCACCCGCAGCAGCGUCCAGCACUUCCACCGACCCGAGACCGACACCACCGAGCUCAACAUUUACAAGAAGCCGCCGAUCUACCGGCAGAAAGACCACCAUUCCAGUGCCCACCACGGCAAACAUCUCAUCGAGGACCUGAUCAUCGAAUCCUCCAAAUUCCCGGCGGCGCAGCCCCCGGAUCCCAACCAGCCCGCCAAGAUCGAGACCGACUACUGGCCCUGCCCGCCCUCGCUGGCCGUCGUGGAGACCGAGUGGAGGAGGCGGAUGGCGUCCAAGAGGGGCGAGGAGGAGGAUGAGGAUCUGACGGAGGAGAUGAAGAACCUGCGGGAGCUCCAGCGGCAGGAGCUGAGCAAGGUCACCUCCAACCUCGGGAAGCUGAUCCUGAAGGAGGAGAUGGAGAAGUCGCUCCCGAUCCGCAGGAAAACUCGCUCGCUGCCGGACCGGACGCCUUUCCACACCUCCCUCCACAGCAGCUCCAAGAGCUCCUCCCUGCCCGCCUCCGGCCGGAGCACCCUGACCCGGCUGCAGUCCGCAGAGUUCGGCUCGGCGGGGAGUGAGAAGGGCAGCCCUGCCCUGCAGAACGGCCAACGCGGGCGCAUGGACAGAGGGAGCUCCCUGCCCAGCAUGCUGGAGCAGAGGAUCUACCCCUACGAGGCGCUGGUGGUGACCAACCGCGGCCGCGUGAAGCUCCCGCCCGGCGUGGACCGGACCCGGCUGGAGCGGCACCUGUCCCCCGAGGAUUUCCUGCGCGUGUUCGACAUGUCCCCGGAGGAGUUCGCCAAGCUGGCGCUGUGGCGGCGCAACGAGCUGAAGAAAAAGGCCUUCCUCUUCUGAGCCUUCCUCCUCCUCGGAGUCAUCCUCCUCCCUGAGCCUUCCUCUUCUGAGUCAUCCUCUUCGGAGUCAUCCUCCCUGAGCCAUCUUCCUCCUCCUCUUCUGAGCCUUCCUCCUCUGAGUCAUCCUCCUCCUCCUCUGAGUCAUCCUCUUCUGA
This is a messenger RNA of Taeniopygia guttata (zebra finch), 1610 nucleotides long. NCBI's taxonomy places the organism in Eukaryota, Metazoa, Chordata, Aves, Passeriformes, Estrildidae. The record is from RefSeq and is a predicted model, not a curated record.